Molecule: messenger RNA, 3306 nt
Organism: Penaeus chinensis
Lineage: Eukaryota; Metazoa; Arthropoda; Malacostraca; Decapoda; Penaeidae
Product: serine/arginine repetitive matrix protein 1-like
Exons: 15
Coding region: 1-2421 (806 amino acids)
Biological process (GO): mRNA processing; regulation of mRNA splicing, via spliceosome
Cellular component (GO): spliceosomal complex
Molecular function (GO): RNA binding
Source: RefSeq, a predicted model, not a curated record
AUGUGCUCACACUCAAUUUACAAUGUGUACGAUUUGAGUGAGUUGAGACUGAUAUUUGAACUGACUCAGCCUUCUAGGAGGAGAGUGGAAGCAGAUGCUGAACCUCAGCCUUGUAGUGUGGGGGUCUGUGCGGCUCUCUCAGGUUUUCAUACCUUGAUGUUGGAAGACUUAUCACUGUACUGUUAUAUGUUCAGGACUAGUACAUCAGUCCAGAAUCUUGUCCAACAGUUGUAUAAGUUCAUACUGUAUAAAAAUCCAGAUCCUAGGAAAAUGCAGAUCAUGUUGACUGGUUUCCUGAAUGGUAAGAAUGCCAGAAUCUUUAUGGGAGAACUAUGGGACCUCCUGAUCUCUGCCCAAGCAAGUCCAUCAGGUAUACCCAAACAGUUCCUAGAUCAGAAGAAAGAAGAACUGAAAAAGAAAAUGGAAAAAGAUAAAGAGAGGGACCGAGAUCGUGAUAAAGACAGAGAGAAGGAUCGCAGAGACAGGAGAAGUCGUAGCAGAGACAGAUCGUCACGUGGGUCACGAAGGGACAGGUCACGUUCUCCUCGUUCAAAGGAUGACAAGAAGGAUUCCAAAAAGGAGUCUUCAAGGUGGGACAAGAAGGAUGAAUCAAGUAAGAAUAAAGAAGAAAAGAAAGAAACUAAUGGUGAUGUUUCAGCCAAGGAAAAGUCUGCAGCUACAAAAUCCCCGAAACAGGACCCUUCUUCGCCUAAGCAGGAAGCUACAGUCAAACAAGAAAAGCCAGAGAUUUCUCCAAAGAAAGAGCGUAGUGAGAGGGACAGAGACAGAGGGGAAAGAGGACACUCAAGAGACAGAAAAAGUAGAAGAUCAAGAGGAAGAUCACCAAAGAAAGAGGAAGACAGGAGGCGCAGAGGCUCUUCGAGAAAGCGUUCUCCUAGUCCUCGCAAGCACUCACCCCUUGUGCGCAAACGAUCACCCAGCCCUCGCAAACGAUCGGCUAGUCCACGCAAGAGAUCACCUAGUCCAAGGAAAAGGUCAGCCAGUCCUCGCAAGAGAUCUCCUAGUAUCCGAAAGCGUUCAGUUAGUCCACACAAAAGGUCGUCAUCUCCUAGGCCCAAGAUACGGAGGAGAACACGCUCUCCAAGCUCAAAUUCAGAGUCUUCCAGUUCUCGAUCACGCAGUCGCUCUGCUCCAAGAAACAAGGAAGAUGAUUUUGAGAUACAUCGCAAAGAAGACUCGGUUCUCAAAAAGCGACAGUACAGGUCAAAUCGAGACCCGUCAAGUUCAGAAGAUGAGGGACAAGCCCGUAACUUUACUGGUGACCAUAGAGGGGCCGGGUCUCCACGGCGUAGGUCACCCCCACGUUAUAAGAGGUCUCCCUCACCACCCAGACGGGGAAGAAGAUCACCCUCUCCUAGAUAUCGUCGCAGGUCACCCAGUCCCCGUCGACAUUCCCCAAGCCCAAGAUUUCAUAGGAGGUCCCCUAGUCCUCGUGGUAGGAGGUCUGUGAGUCCAAAGGGCAGCCCAAGAAUGCGGAGGUCACCAAGUCCCAGAGGCAGAAUGUCACCAAACAUGAGAAGAGGCAGAUCACCAAGCCCUCGGAACAGAAGGUCUCCAAGUCCUAGAGGUCGAAGAUCCAUUACUCCACGAGGGAGGAGAUCGUCCAGCAUUAGGGGAAGAAGAUCAGUCAGCCCAAGAGGAAGACGUUCGCCUAGUCCAAGAGGGAGGCGGUCAUCCAGUCCACGUAGACGGCCUAUGUCUCCUCCUCAGAGAUAUCGCCGAACACACUCGCGAUCACCAGUCCGUAAGAAGCAUGGCAGCGCAUCUCACUCUCCUCGUAGGGGUGGCCCUCCUCCCCCAGCAGCUGCAGACAAAAAACACAAUAUAAGCAAUGCUAGUCGACUGAUGCAGCUUGCCAAUUACUCAGCAGACACAAUCAAGGAAGUCCAAUAUAAGCUUACAAAGAAGAAUGAGAAUAAUCAUCCUGCUUCUGGCUCUGACGAAUCUGAUAGUGACGACGGCAGAAUGUCCCGUAGAGUUCCGAAGAGGAGAUCGCGAUCUGCAUCGGUUUCUCAGUCUCCACGGCAGAGGAGGAGAAUGGACUCAGGAUCAGUAGAUGGAUCAGAGGAGGAGGAAGAGGAUGAGGGAUCUUCAAGCAGAGAAUCAUCUCCUGUUGAAAAGAAAAAGAAGAAGAAGAAGAAGAAGCACAAGAAGAAGGAUAGCAGUAGUGAAUCUGAGGGAUCUGAAACUGAAGAAAAGAAGAAAAAGAAGAAGGAAAAGAAGAAGAAACACAAGAAACAUAAGAAGCAGAAGAAGCAUAAAAAACACAGACAUGAGGAGUCAGAGAGUGAAUCAGGAGAGAGCAUGGGAGGGGAAGAGUUGGAACGUAAGCUUCGAGAGAAGGCCCUCCUUUCCAUGAAGCGUCAAGAGAGAUCAUCUGCUGCUUCAGAGUCAGAGUAGAAAUAAAGUAGAUUUUGUACUCCCAGAUUUGCAGUGUGUAUGGCCAUACAGUGUUAAGCAGCAGUGGUGUUGUCUGUUCAGAACUCCUGAGUGUGUAUGCAAAAGAGGAAUGUGUAUGGUCAUGCAAUGCCAAGCAGCUUUUGUGUUGUCAUGUACAUAACUGUGUGUCUGAAGAAUUAUUACAGAUUAAUGUAUGAUGCAUAGAAAUGCAAGUAUUCUUAUGUUGUAAAUGAAACUGGUAAAGUACUUAGUACUUAUUUGCUGCAUAAAGAAAUAUAAGUUUUGUGAUUUUACACUUUGGUAUACAAGAAUAUCAGUGAAAGGCCAAACAUUGUAUACAAAUUUAUUCUUUUUCUAAUUGGAGUCAAGCGUUUGAUAGAGUGUAAGGAAUAAGUAAAUAUUGACCUCAUGUAUGUAAAGUGCUGUAUAUGGAUAUUAUUGUACUGCAGUUUCUACUGUAAUGUUUACUUUCAUAAAACGAAUUAUUGCUGAAAGAAAUUAUGAAAGUGAAAAAAAAAUCCAUUUCAGCAAAAGAAACACAUUGAAAUGUAAGUGUAAUUAGGAAAUGUUAAAAAAGUGUGAACUGAUUAUAUGGUCAAGUUAGUGGAAAGUUCUCAUUUGUAAUGCUGUGUACAGUAAACUUAUGAAAAUGUGUUUUAUUGUCAACUGUAAUGCAGUAUUAUUAUAAAGGUUUCAACCCCUGUAAUUCACUUUGACCUCAAAUUUUGUAGGUCUUUAUUUUUAUUGUUAUGCAAGUACAAGAGAAAUGUAAUUAAUUCAUUUUUAGUUAUUGACUGCAUUUGUAAACCAUAUGCAAACCGUAUGAGGUGUUUGAGUUAGGUGUAAAAAAUAUGGUAUGGAAAAUAAAGAUUUUUUUAAUAGUAA